CGAGGGGUGCGGGUGACCCGGUGGCGGGGACACCUUCGACGACAGACGUCCCGACGCUACCCCGAGGGAGAGACACGUCGCGAUACGCGGUGCCCGCGUGUUUUCUUUGCCGGGAGCUUUUGGUCUACGCGCGGUAAAGGUCGCGGCUUGAAAGGUGGAGGGCCAGGGCACGACAAAAACGACGGAGACGAGAAGCGGCUCGGACGAAGGCCCGGAAGUAACGGGCCCCACUCUGAGCGGCCUGCUGGCGAAUCUGCCGUUAGCGGGCCCCCAGCGUCUCGCCAACUCUCUGCGACAAAAAUUUGCUAACAACUCUGGUAACCCCCGACCUGGCCUGAUGCGCGCCGCCACCUCCGUCGAAAAGCUCGAGGUCGUCGAGGUUACCGCCUAUUGACCUGGCCCCUGGGGUUAGCGAGUCACCGUGGGCCCAGGCGCUUCGCGCCUCUUGGGCCUGUGCAGCUAUGACUACGAUACCGAUAAUCAACAUGGAGUUCGGAGAGCUGAAGGAGGUCGUUUGGACGAAACUCCAGGAGCCGAAGUCGCAGCGUAAAUUGAUCCUCGUCAUCGUCUCGAUAGCCCUGCUCUUGGACAACAUGUUGUACAUGGUAAUCGUGCCAAUUAUCCCCGAUUAUCUUAAGUACGUCGGAGCAUUCGGCGACGAGCCAGAGACCAACAGCACGGUGACGGGCCCACCCUCCCAUCACGGUCAGGACUCGGCGACGGGUAUCCUCUUUGCCUCGAAAGCUAUUGUCCAGCUGAUGGUGAACCCCUUUUCCGGCGCGCUGAUCGACAGGAUCGGCUACGACAUACCCAUGAUGAUUGGACUGACCAUAAUGUUUCUGUCCACCGCCGUUUUUGCCUGUGGCCGAAGCUACGGAAUCCUCUUCUUCGCCAGGAGCCUCCAAGGCGUGGGAUCCGCAUUCGCGGACACAGCUGGUCUCGCCAUGAUAGCCGAUCGUUUCACCGAGGAAGCGGAGCGGUCGAAAGCGCUCGGAAUCGCCUUGGCUUUCAUCAGCUUCGGAUGUUUGGUAGCGCCUCCUUUUGGCGGGGCGCUCUACCAGUUCGCCGGCAAGGAAAUGCCCUUCCUCAUCCUCGCCUUCGUCAGCCUACUAGACGGUUUCAUGCUUCUUCUCGUUAUGAAACCACUGAAGGAACAGCUCAAGGACAGGAACAGAGACAGGGGUCCGACGAUUCCGAUCUGGCGUCUGUUCAUCGAUCCCUAUAUAGCGGUGUGCGCCGGUGCUCUGAUGAUGUCCAACGUCGCUCUGGCGUUUCUUGAACCAACCAUAUCCCUGUGGAUGGAGGACAACAUAACUCACGACAACUGGAAGAUGGGGAUGAUCUGGCUACCCGCCUUCUUCCCGCACGUAUUCGGGGUUGUGAUAACCGUCAAGAUGGCCAAGCAGUACCCUCAGUACCAGUGGCUGAUGGCAGCCUGCGGACUGGCGCUGGAGGGACUGUGCUGCUUCAUAAUUCCAUUUUCGACCUCCUACAAGGUCCUGAUGAUACCGAUCUGCGGCAUCUGCUUCGGAAUCGCUCUGAUUGACACGGCUCUGCUUCCAACCCUUGGAUACCUUGUCGACGUGCGAUACGUUUCGGUUUACGGUAGCAUCUACGCCAUCGCCGACAUUUCUUACAGCGUCGCGUACGCGGUGGGUCCUAUAAUAGCCGGUGGUGUCGUCGAAGCGAUCGGAUUCACCGCGCUUAACAUCGGCAUUGCCUUUUCCAACCUGAUGUACGCACCGGUUCUCUACUACCUGAGGCACAUUUACGACUUCAAGCCCUUCCAGGACGAGGCGAACGUCCUGAUGCAGGAUCCUCCGGACAAAGAGUAUCAGACGUAUGUACUUCAGGAGCAAAGACCGGUUAAUGGCGAGGUGGGAAACCACUUGACCCACGGUAGAAUCGAGACAAACAUCGAUCAGGCGUCGGACUAUCCCACUGAUCAGUAUAAUCCGUCCCAAAACGGGUACGAAGGAAGUGGAUACAACCAGAGCAGAGGCUACGAGCAACAGCCGCAAGGCUACGGCCAGCAACCAACGAGCUUCGGAGGUCAGAGUGGAUAUUCGGCACCGCCGCAAGCUCCGCAACAAACAACGCAGCAGGCGUUCGGACAGCAACGAAGCUACGGCCAGGCGGAACAGAGCUUUGGACACCAACCGAGCUACGGUCAGCCGAAGCAGCCUCAGCACGAACCCCAAGGGGACGCGAAUCCCUUCAGGCGGUCCGUUGAGCCCGAAAAACCUGCCGGGGACAGCAAUCCGUUUAGGCAGGGGAUGUUCUAGUCAUUCGAUGCAUUUCGAACUCCCUAGUAAACGUUUCAAAAGUACUGAAUUAAGAACCAGAGAGCAAUAAUCGGACCACGCCGGAACGAUGUUGGACAGGUAUGAUGUUAUGCUGGUUCGAAAACCUCGGGAAGAGUUCUUGUUCUUCGGGUGUGCGGAAGCAAGAUGUCUUCUCCGGGAGUACGGAGUGCCUGCCGAGAGUGAGUGUGACGAGAAAAUAUCUUCAUGCUGUUUAUGCUUCCCAAAUGAAUGUUACGAUUUUUUGUCAGGAUAGUUGCAUUAUUAGCACUCACUGUGUCUCAUGUUGUUUGUUAGCUUAUUUUCGUAUGUUUUAGGAAAUAAUUUGUCGUUGGCAGGUUCUUUUGAGUUCCUUCGCUUUUUUCAGCAGAGUGCUUUUAAAAUUAUUUCAAGAUGAAUGGUGGAGAAUCUUUGCGUAGGAUAAACUAACGAAUAUUCUAAAAACUGCAAGUUAGCUAAAUUAUAUGUAACGAAUGUCAGUUUCUUUUUUUGGCGUGAACGGUGCAGCGAUGCGAGAAAGUAAAAGUUUUUUAAUGAAAUAUUGUUCCGGUAUUUGGGGGAUGGAUUGACGGCCUUGACAAAUGAAUCUAUCGAGUUCCGAGAGAUAAUUCGGGGCGUAAUUUUAGGGUGAAAGGUAUUUGUGACGUACAAAUGCGAUGCACGUUAGUCCCGAGAGUGGUGAAGGACUGUUCUUCCGGAGCAAUCCAAUUCCCUCGAGGAUCAAGCACUGUUUAGUUUAGAGGGAUUUGAACGAACGAGCGAGUGAGUGUGCAAGAGUUGAUAGAUAUGUAUAUAAAUGUACGUUACUAAACGGAGCUCGCUCGCAAGGCCAAAGUUGGACGGUCGAGUUUCCCAGUCAGCAAGGGAUCCUCUUCAAGACAUCAUUGGUCGAGCGAGUUCCGUAUUAUUUAUUGAUAGUUAUAUCUUAUUUUCGUUGCGUUGAAUAUCUCAGUUGCUGAACCAAGAUAACAUAUCAGGGUCCCAGAUCAGGGGCCCGAAACCCUAGUCUGUAAAGUGUUAUAGGUAAAUAAAUAGACCGAGGGUCACAUCUUAGUUUCACAAACUUUUUCGGAACAACGUCACGAGCUUUUAGUUGAACUUUAUCGCCUAUGCCAAAGCUCUGAAACCGAGAUGUCACACUCGGUUAAAUUACUCAUAUAUUUAGAUUAAUGAAAUGUAGCGCGUACAAGCAUUCGGUAUGUAAUGUCAGUUAACGAUUAAAGUCCAGUGAAAAGACGUACAAAUAUGUCUUUAUUUUUACAGGCGUACUUUUCGCUCUGGUAUUGAUUUGAAUUCAAUUGGGUUACGUGCAAUUUUAUGCGGAAUUAACACACGUCAUCUGCAUGAUUUAUCUGGUGGAAAAUGAAUUUAGAACUUUAAUCCAUUCCGGAAUCACAGAUUAUAAAAAUGACGCAUACAGCGUGUUGAAGAUUCAAACUUAUACUUGCAGUGCAAUAAAAUCCGUUGAACGCGAUUCAUUCGAGUUUUGUAAAUAUUUUAUAAGCUACAUAUUUUUUUCGUUGCCAUAUAUUUUGUUUAUAGAAGAUAUAUUCUCUUUACUAUAUAUUUUAUGAAGUCUACGAUUAUGAUCUGACUUUCGUUUAUAAGGUAACAGUGGUGUUUGUCCUUCGAGCAUAGAACGACCAUAAAAUUCCCCUGAUUCGGUAACCAUUGAUUUAGAUUUCUGAGUAUUAUUUUCAAAUGUGAUAUUUUUUUUAACUGGACGCUAAAUAUGUAUACGCUCAUCUACCAUAUGCGUACUAUAGGGACCAUUCAAAUAUUGAAUACCUCUAUUUUGUCCUAUUUCAGAUCCCCAAUCACCCUCUACGCAUUUCAAAAUUGGUCACGGAGACUUUCAUUGAUCCUUCCGUGAUAAAUUUUCCACCUUCCCAAGCAAUUUUCAUAAUAUUCCGAAAUUCGCGAGCUACCGUACAAGUACAAAAGGGAAUACAGGUUUUUCUAAAAUUGAAUUCGUCAACGGAAAAUAUAGUAUAACCUUUAAUUUUUAAAGAAACUAAUUUUGAUGUCAUAAGCUUUUGUUUGACGGAAUAAAGCUUUCAAAUUUAUUCAAUAAACUUUCUAUUUUUGGAAUACAGUUAAUUUCGCGGAUAGUUAUAAUUUGCAAAAUAAAGCAUAACCUGGCCUUUUCGAAAUUCUUUAUUUCACUCUACGUUAUAGGCGCGGAACACUCCAUUUUCUUGUUUUUGAUCUUCUAUCCUCCAAAAAUGUACAAUAAUAUUUGAAUGACCCCCUGAGUAAUUAUUAUUAUAUUCGAUAUGCUAACCUAUAACUAUAGAUAUUAAUAACAACACAACAAUACUGAAUAUAAAUUGAUAUACCAAUUACAGUCUAACAUAUAAAUAAUUGUAUAUUACAAAUACAUGAUACACAUAGAUAUAUGUAUACAUAUAUAUUAAUAUUAGCUGUGUUAGCUUCUUUUAUCUCUUGUAAAUAUUAGCGUUAAAUUCCAUCGUCCUGUAAGAUCUCUAAUAUCUGCCUGCUGUAUUAUAAAAGUAUAUUAUAACAUAUUGAUUGCGAAUCAUGUCGUAUACAUUUAUAUCUAUCUAAUAUAAAUGUAUCUGCAUGUGUAUUGUUAUGAAAUUAUUUACGUAGAGUAAUUAUAAUUUCGACAUAUCACGCAAUGAAAGUCAUCGAUGAAAGUACUUAGAAAUCCGAAGCGUAUAUCAUUCCGUGCUAGAUUUAAAUAUACAUAUAUACACAAAUAUUUCAAACAUAUAUUAUAUUAACAUUUAUUUACUAGUAUGACAUACUAGUAUUCACAAAACCGUGUCAGAUUCAGGUUAUAUGAAAUAUUAUAAACUGUGAGGAUGUAUGUAAUUUAAUUAUACGCCACUGUAACGUUGUUGAACCAGUUAUUAAAACGUCAUUGUUACCGAAGAA
Messenger RNA from Neodiprion virginianus, 5204 nucleotides. It is a transcript of the gene VAChT, whose product is annotated as vesicular acetylcholine transporter. Gene Ontology annotation, cellular component: terminal bouton; AP-1 adaptor complex; AP-2 adaptor complex. The record is from RefSeq and is a predicted model, not a curated record. Lineage: Eukaryota; Metazoa; Arthropoda; Insecta; Hymenoptera; Diprionidae. Gene Ontology annotation, biological process: xenobiotic transport; chemical synaptic transmission; transmembrane transport. Gene Ontology annotation, molecular function: xenobiotic transmembrane transporter activity; acetylcholine transmembrane transporter activity. The transcript is spliced from 3 exons. The coding region runs from base 462 to 2285 and encodes 607 amino acids.